Helianthus annuus (common sunflower) is the source of this 1770-nucleotide messenger RNA. RefSeq lists its product as uncharacterized. NCBI's taxonomy places the organism in Eukaryota, Viridiplantae, Streptophyta, Magnoliopsida, Asterales, Asteraceae. The coding region runs from base 1 to 1770 and encodes 589 amino acids. The record is from RefSeq and is a predicted model, not a curated record. The transcript has 2 exons.
AUGGAUCCUAGUUUAGCCGUUGUUUUGGAAAACAUGUCUAGGGAACUUAAGGAAAUUAAGGCUAAGGUAGACAAAUGUGAGUAUUGUCGAGGGGGUCAUGAUACGAGUACGUGUCCAUUGCUAGUUGGUGAGGAGCAAGUUGAUUUCGUAGAAGGAGGUUUCGGUAGAGGUCAAUCUAGCGGGUUUGCUCAAAAUCCAAAUAGGGGUCUAGGUUCACUCUUUGGUGGGGGUUCAAAUGGGCAGGUCAAAGAAGGGGGGUCAAGUAGUCAGGUUCAAACAGGCCAGGGUUCAAGUUAUGAUCUAGGGGGUAGUCUAGAAAGAAUGGAAGCAAUGAUGAGUCAAUUAAUUGUUAAGGACCAAACCACCCAAAAGAAACUUAGCGAACAUGACCUUAUGCUUAAGAACCACCAAGCUACUUUCCAAGACCUUCAAAGGGUUGUAGGUGAUAUGUCUAGGAAGUUAGAGGAGAGAUUACCCGAUCAUUUUGCGGGUAACACCCAACCUAACCCGAAUGCUCAUGUAAAGGCCAUUACUACUCGUAGUGGCAAAACAAUAGGGGACCCUAGUGUUGAGGAGAGAGUAGUUGAGGAAGAUGAAGAGAUUGUAGAUGAAGAGAUUGAGGUGGAGGCUCCCGGAAAAGUGCAAUCGAGGCUGCGCCCAGCAAGUACCGCACAGCCAGGUGAGUCUCAAGGUGAGAAGAGAGUAGAGAAACCUCCCGUAGUUGUUAGGCCUUCGCCUCUAGUAGACCUUUCGCGUGUCCCGUUUCCUUCACGUCUUAGGAACCAAAAAUACUCUAAUGAAUAUGGGCACUUCUUAGAUAUUUUCAAGCAGUUGAAGAUUAAUCUUCCUUUUAUCGAGGCACUCCAGUCCAUGCCUAAAUAUGCGAAAUUUUUAAAGGACCUUCUUAGGAAUAAGGAGAAGUUAGGGGAGUUGUCGAAUGUCCCAUUGCAUGGAGGGUGUUCGGCCGUUGUCUCAAAUAAGCUUCCCGAAAAGCUUACCGAUCCCGGUAUUUUCACUAUUCCUUGUCUUUUCGGUAGUAACACCAAUACUAAAGCUUUAGCCGACCUAGGUGCUAGCAUCAAUUUGAUGCCCUUUCCUCUUUACGAGAAGCUAGACUUAGGCGAGCUUUCACCUACCCGAAUGACAUUAUCCUUAGCUGAUAGGUCUGUGAAACACCCGAGGGGCAUAGUUGAGAAUUUGCUUGUUAAAGUUGACAAGUUUAUUUUUCCGGCCGAUUUCGUCAUUCUCGACAUGGAAGCCGAUGAAAACGUACCGUUAAUUUUAGGACGCCCGUUCUUGAACACUGCUAAAGCUCCCAUAGAUGUCUUUUUAGGCACCAUCACACUUAGAGCGGGCGAGGAAUCAAUAGUUUUUAAGGUUAUGAAUUCGAGAGGGCCUAGUGAUAGAGUGCAGGUGGUAUCGUUAGUGGGUGAGUAUGAGAAGGACGAGAGAUAUGAGGAGAAGGUGAUGAGUGAUCCGAGUCUAGAGAAGGUGAUAGGACUCAAGUGUGGGGAUCCACCGGAUAGGAAAGUAGAGGAAUUAGAGGAGAGAAUGGUGCAUUUAGAAUCUAAGAUAGAGACGCUGAGCAAAGCUCGGUGUGGGGAUAGUAUUCGAUAUGGAGAGUAUAGAUUCAAACCGCCAGGUGAGGAGUUGAGAGGUGGUGAGAGAGAUAAGAGUGUUUGGGGUGAUUUAGGAAAUGAUAGGUAUAAUGGUGCUACAGCCCGUGAGUGUGUGUUUGGAGGUGAGCUGCAUCUCUAUGAUCCUCCAUAA